AUGGAAAGAAGUACAAAGGUCUUUGGUUUUAUUUUAAUCAUUUCAUACGCAUUAUUGUGUCACUCUGAACCGGUGAAUCACAGACAGCCAUCUCUAGACCUGGGCUCGGGUCAACACGCCAUCUUGAGACGUCCACAUGUCCCUCGACCAGAUCAAAAUCAGCCUAGUUUGGCAUCCAACAAGCUUCAAAAUCGUAUUCAAACCAGAGGACCUGCAUCCGCCCCAUCCUGGAGGGCCGCUCCAGCAAGGGCAGGCCCUCCGUCGCAAGAGUUUGUCCAGAACCCAAUCCAAGUGCAGUCCCAGAGAACCAACUACACACCCGUGCAAAGCCAAAUGAAUUUCAGACCUGAGCGAAGACACGAGUAUCCCACACAAAUUCAACAGAAACCCAUGGCAGGUCCUGUUCUCCAGUCUGUGGUGAAGGAUGAGGUCGUGAUGCAGUUGGUGUUUGAGCCAAAUACCCCAGUGCCUGCAAACUCUGUGGUGGUUCAAUGUGGAGAGGUUUCGGUCAAAGUUCACGCCCAGCAGGAUUUCUUAGGAAACAGGCAGUUCAUCGAUCCGUCUGAUCUGACGCUAGGUGGAUGUCCGUUUGUUGGAUUCGAUGACCAUGCAAGGAUUGUUGUCUUUGAGUCGGUGCUAACAGAUUGCGGGAGCACACUCACGAUGACUGAAGACACACUCGUGUAUUCUUUUGCUUUGAUGUAUUCAUCUUCACCUGUUCCUAACACACCCAUUGUAAAGACCAACGAUGCUAUGGUUGCUAUUCAUUGCAUUUACCCGAGGAAACAGAAUGUGAGCAGCAAUGCUUUGAGACCCGCUUGGAUUCCUUACGCUGCACUGAAAACUGGAGAAGACCACUUAAAGUUUUCUCUCAAGCUCAUGACUGAUGACUGGAAGUUUCAGAGACCCUCCAGUACAUACUUUCUGGAUAAUUUUAUAAAUCUGGAAGUGUCUGUGGUCCGCGCUAGUCACGUACCCUUGCAGGUUUUUGUGGAAAGUUGCGCGGCUACUUCGGGUCCGAGUGGGAACGCAGCCACGGUUUACACCUUCAUUGAGAACAGUGGGUGCAUGGUUGAUGCCAAGCUGACAGGUUCCAGGUCCACGUUCAUGCCCAGGAUUCAAGAUGACAAGUUACAAUUUCAGAUGGAGGCGUUCAGGUUUAAGCAAGAUCACAGCGGAACGAUCUACAUAACUUGUCAUUUAAGAGCUACAGCGACAUCUAGUCCCCUUGAUUCAUUGCACAAGGCCUGCUCAUUUGUAUUGGGAUCUAACAGCUGGGUGGCUGCGAGCGGAGACGAUCAUUUGUGUGGUUGUUGUGAGACGAGCUGUGCUGUAAGGAAGGGAAGAAGUUUAGAUACUGAAGAGUUUUCCAUCGACUAG
Molecule: messenger RNA, 1380 nt
Organism: Triplophysa dalaica
Lineage: Eukaryota; Metazoa; Chordata; Actinopteri; Cypriniformes; Nemacheilidae
Product: zona pellucida sperm-binding protein 3-like
Exons: 8
Coding region: 1-1380 (459 amino acids)
Biological process (GO): egg coat formation; positive regulation of acrosome reaction; binding of sperm to zona pellucida
Cellular component (GO): extracellular matrix
Molecular function (GO): acrosin binding
Source: RefSeq, a predicted model, not a curated record